Megachile rotundata (alfalfa leafcutting bee) is the source of this 1581-nucleotide messenger RNA. It is a transcript of the gene Galphai, whose product is annotated as G protein alpha i subunit. Gene Ontology annotation, molecular function: GTP binding; G-protein beta/gamma-subunit complex binding; GTPase activity. Gene Ontology annotation, cellular component: heterotrimeric G-protein complex; cytoplasm. NCBI's taxonomy places the organism in Eukaryota, Metazoa, Arthropoda, Insecta, Hymenoptera, Megachilidae. Gene Ontology annotation, biological process: adenylate cyclase-modulating G protein-coupled receptor signaling pathway. The record is from RefSeq and is a predicted model, not a curated record.
CACGCCGAGAAGGAGCGGAUACAGCUCGAAAGCGGAGCGGUCGUGCCGGUAUCAAGGGCCUGUGCAGUUUUGGUCCAUUGUCAUCGUUUUUGACGUGAAGCAGCGAGCAAACUCGUCAAAUAGAUCACGUGCAUGCGAAUAUCGUACGAUAAUACGUAUGUAUUAUCGAUAGGGGAACUACACAAAAGCCAGUGUACGCGGGUGUGUGUGUUCAUCGGUGUGUCUAUGCGAGAGCAACCGCGUGCGGGCGGUUCCCACACGUCCGUGCAACAAGUGUCAUACACGGCAGCGCGGUGAAUAAACGACUGUUUCGAAGAGGCUCUAUAUAGACGCUGUGCAUGGUGUUCGUUGUUUUGACAGAGGAUAGAGAGGAUCACCGGCGAGGAUGGGCUGCGCGGUGAGCACCACCGGCGAGAAAGAAGCUGCGGAGAGGUCUAAGAAGAUCGACAAGGAUCUUAGAGCCGAUGGCGAGCGAGCCGCCAGUGAGGUCAAGCUCCUCUUGCUCGGAGCGGGAGAAUCUGGGAAAUCUACGAUAGUGAAACAAAUGAAAAUUAUACACGAAACUGGCUACAGCAAAGAGGAAUGUGAACAAUAUAAACCUGUAGUAUAUAGCAACACGAUACAAAGCCUUAUGGCAAUAAUCAGAGCCAUGGGACAACUUAGAAUCGAUUUUGCAGACCCUAACAAAGCGGAUAUAGCACGCCAAUUCUUUACCCUAGCUUCUGCGGCAGAGGAGGGUGAGCUAACUGGGGAACUGGUGCUAUUAAUGAAACGAUUGUGGCAGGACGCGGGAGUACAGCUUUGUUUCACGCGUAGUAGGGAAUACCAACUGAAUGACUCGGCAGCAUACUAUCUUAACGCUUUAGAUCGCAUAGCGCAACCUAAUUACAUUCCUACCCAACAAGAUGUUCUAAGAACGCGCGUAAAAACAACGGGAAUUGUAGAAACACAUUUCUCUUUUAAAGGUUUACACUUUAAAAUGUUUGAUGUUGGUGGUCAACGAUCGGAAAGAAAAAAAUGGAUACACUGUUUCGAAGGUGUUACCGCUAUUAUUUUCUGCGUCGCGCUAAGUGGCUAUGAUUUGGUUCUAGCGGAAGACGAAGAAAUGAAUAGGAUGAUCGAAUCGAUGAAACUAUUCGAUUCCAUUUGCAAUAGCAAAUGGUUCGUUGAAACGUCGAUUAUUUUAUUUUUAAACAAAAAAGAUCUUUUCGAAGAGAAGAUCACCAGGAGCCCCUUAACUAUUUGUUUCCCAGAAUAUAAAGGUGCCAACACUUACGAAGAAUGUGCUUCUUAUAUUCAAAUGAAAUUCGAAAAUUUGAAUAAAAGAAAAGAUCAGAAACAAAUUUAUACACAUUUCACAUGUGCCACUGACACCUCUAAUAUACAGUUUGUUUUUGAUGCUGUAACCGAUGUUAUUAUCAAGAACAACUUGAGUAAUUGUGGUUUACUAAGUUAAACGUUUCGAUAUUCUAUUGAAUCAAAAGCGCUAGAUCGAUAAUCUAAGGUUUAUAAACCGGUAUGUAAAUGCACAAAGGAUAUACAUGAUGAGACUGAACAAACUUUUUUUUUUUUUUUUUUUUU